Hyaloperonospora brassicae is the source of this 651-nucleotide messenger RNA. NCBI's taxonomy places the organism in Eukaryota, Oomycota, Peronosporomycetes, Peronosporales, Peronosporaceae. The record is from the annotation of a GenBank genome assembly.
AUGGCACCUGCGAAGCGACUGGAUUUGAGCAGCCCCUACCGUGGCAACGAGAGCUCAUCGGCUUCUUCAUCGAGUGACGAACACGGGCAGCAGUCAACGACGCAGGUGCCCGAGGAGGAGGAGGAAGCUUCGAGCUCUGACGAUGAUUCAGAAAAGGACUUCGAGAUUCCACCGGGUUUCGAGAGUGUCAAGGGCAGCGGAGCUAUGACACGUGAGGCGGUGAUCAAUACAGACCAAGAGCUCUGGUUUUUCAAGCUACCCAAGAGCUUGGAUGCGUCGGCACUCGCCAAUGUAACAAUCAAAGUCGAGGAGGAACAUGCGAUCGUGACACCUGGAAAGCUGCUGGCUGAAGUCACGGCCAGUCAAGACAACAAGAAGUACUUGCUACAGAGCGAGGACCGCAUGCUUACGGACCAGCUCGUGAAUGCACUGCCACUCGCCUCGGAUCGUGCUCGCUUUGUGCUGGGCAAACCAUUCUCGCGUUGUUUUUCGCUGGUGGAAGACCGGUUUGAUGCGCCGUCAACGGGAUCAGAGAAGAGGACGAUGGCGGUAGUUGACCCCAUAUCGCCUGUCGUAGAGAAGCGCCACAAAAAACACUUGUCAGACAAGAGCGAGAAGCAUAGGUCGAAGAAAGCGAAGCACAAGAAGUAA